UUUCCAUUUGGGGAGUCGAUGGCCUUGGCUCAGUUUCCCAUCAGCACAACACCCCGAACCUUAUCUCACCUCGCCUGCGCUUUCUCUUCCAUCCCCUUCUCUCUUUUUAUACAUUCGUCUCUCUCCUCCUCCCCCAUCCAGCCGAUCCCUCCUCCCCAUCCCCCCAACACAAUGUCCACCGCAACCAACACCACCGCUCGCGUCCAGAAGCUGCGCGAGCUUAUGCAGAGUCCCGAACACAACGUUACCGCCUUUGUUAUCCCGUCCGAGGAUGCUCAUCAGAGCGAGUACGUUGCCGAAUGCGAUGAGCGCCGCGGCUAUAUCUCUGGAUUCACCGGCUCUGCAGGAUUGGCUGUUGUCUCGCUGGAGAGUGCUGCCCUUUUUACCGAUGGUCGUUACUUCUUGCAGGCUUCCCAGCAAUUGGAUUCGAACUGGACCUUGAUGAAGUCGGGUUUGCCAGAGGUCCCCACCUGGCAAGAGUAUCUUGUCAAGAACCUCCCUGCUGGUUCCCGAAUUGGUAUCGACCCUCUCGUUUUUACUGCCACUGAUGCCAGCAAACUGGAGGUUGAUCUCGCCAAGGUCGGCUCUUCCUUGGUCCCCACUGCCAACUUGGUUGAUUUGAUCUGGGAGGACCGCCCUGCUCGCCCCGCCAGCAAGUUGAUGAUCCUCUCCACCAAGUCCACCGGCCGUACACACGCCGAGAAGAUCGAGCAGCUGCGCAAGAAUCUCGAGAAGAAGAGCGUUGCAGGCUUCGUUGUCUCUGGUCUUGACGAGAUUGCCUGGUUGUUCAAUCUGCGUGGAUCAGAUGUCCACUGCAACCCCGUCUUCUUUUCCUAUGCCAUCGUCACUCCUGACUAUACCAGCUUGUAUCUGCAGGAAAAGUCCGUCUCGCAGGAAGUCAAAGACCAUCUCGGAUCCGAGGUCGCCAUCAAGCCUUACGAGACCAUCUUUGACGAUCUCCGUGCCAUGUCCUCGUCUUUGAAGGCCAACAACAAGAAGAUCCUUCUCGGAAGCCGCACCAACCUAGCCAUGGCUGUUGCCCUCGGGAAGGAGAACACCGUCGAGGCCCGCUCCCCCGUCACAGAUGCCAAGGCCAUCAAGAACGAGACCGAGUGCGAGGGCAUGCGUCAGUGCCACUUGCGCGACUCUGCCGCCCUCAUCAACUACUUUGCCUGGCUUGAGGAGCAGCUCGCAAAUGGCGUGGAAGUGGAUGAGGCCGAUGGUGCUGAGCGUUUGGAGAAGUUCAGAGCUGAACAGGCUGGAUUCGUUGGUCUUUCUUUCGAUACCAUCUCGUCGACUGGUCCCAACGGAGCCAUCAUCCAUUACAAGCCUGAGAAGCCCAAGGCUGCACGCAUCAAUCCCGACCUUGUCUACCUCUGCGACUCUGGCGGACAGUACAUUGAUGGGACGACUGAUGUUACUCGCACCCUCCACUUCAAAACCCCCAACGCCCACGAGAAGCGCUGCUUCACCCGUGUUCUCCAGGGACACAUCGCCAUCGACUCUGCUGUCUUCCCCGAUGGAACCUCUGGAUAUCUCCUGGAUAUUUUGGCUCGUCGCGCUCUUUGGGCCGAUGGUCUUGACUUCCGCCACGGAACCGGUCACGGUGUCGGCGCUUUCUUGAACGUUCAUGAGGGUCCCCAUGGAUGCGGCACCCGCAUCGCCUACAACGAUAUUCCCUUGGUUCCUGGAAUGACCUUGACCAACGAGCCCGGCUACUACGAGGACGGCGAGUUCGGUAUCCGUAUCGAGAACGUGAUGUUGGUCCGCAAGGCAGACACCCCCAACAACUUUGGUGGACGCAACUAUUAUGGCUUUGAGCACGUUACCCUGGUACCUAUACAGAUCAAGAUGAUCGAACGAUCCUUGUUGACGCACAAUGAGGUCGACUGGAUCAACGCUUACCACGCAGAGUGUCUGGCGAAGGUUUCGUCUUUCCUGGCCCCAGGUAGCCCUGGUCUCAAGUGGUUGCAGCGCGAGGCUGUCUCGAUCUAAAAAGGGGUAAAGCACCGUAGAACAUCAGCAGCGUCCAAUCUUUGUUGUAUAUAAUAUAUAUAUAUAUAUAUAAAAAAAUGGCGAAAAGACAGCAAUUUCGCGGUGCUGAUUGUGGAG
Messenger RNA from Gamsiella multidivaricata, 2112 nucleotides. Its product is annotated as Creatinase/aminopeptidase. The transcript has 6 exons. Gene Ontology annotation, molecular function: metalloaminopeptidase activity. Lineage: Eukaryota; Fungi; Mortierellomycota; Mortierellomycetes; Mortierellales; Mortierellaceae. Bases 19 to 1995 code for a protein of 658 amino acids. The record is from RefSeq and is a predicted model, not a curated record.